Messenger RNA from Pomacea canaliculata, 756 nucleotides. RefSeq names its product neurofilament heavy polypeptide-like. The transcript is spliced from 2 exons. The record is from RefSeq and is a predicted model, not a curated record. NCBI's taxonomy places the organism in Eukaryota, Metazoa, Mollusca, Gastropoda, Architaenioglossa, Ampullariidae. Bases 1 to 756 code for a protein of 251 amino acids.
AUGGUCUCCAAAGAGACCCAGAGCCGCAAGAGCCCAAGAGCCCUCAAGAGCCAAGAGCCCAAGAGCCCCAGCCCAAGACUCCAAGAGCCCGCUAAGAGCUCCAGAGCCCAAGAGCCAAGGCUCCAGCACAAGAGCCCAAGAGCGCCCCAAGAGCCAAGCCCAAGCAAGAGCGAGCCCAAGAGCCCCCCAAGAGCCCAAGAGCCCAAGGACCCAGAAGCAAGAGCCCAAGAGCUAAGAGCCGCAGGAGCAAAGAGCCCAAGAGCCCAAAGAGGCAAGGAGUCCCAAGAGCCCAAAAGCCCAGAGCAAGAGCCUCAUGAGCCAAGAGCCCCAAGAUCCCAAGAGCCAAGAGCCCAAGAGAGCAAGAGCCCGAGAGCCAGCCCAAGAGCCAAUGAGCCCAAGAGCGAGCGCCCAAGAGCCCAGGCCCAAGAUGCCCAAAGGAGCCCAAGAGCCAGUCCCAAGAGCCCAAGAAGCCGAGCAAGAGCCACGCCAAGAGCCCAAGACCCAAUGAGCCCAAGAGCCCAGCGAUGCCCAGAGACAGAGCCCAGAAGCCCAAGAGCCCAAAGUCCCAAGGAGCCCAAGAGCCCAGAGAUUCUCCAAGGCCCAAGAGCUCCAGACCCAAGAGCCCAAGAAGCCAAGAGCCCAAGAGCCCAAGAGCCCACAGGAGCCCAGCCCAAGAGCCCAAGAGCCCAAAGGAGCCGCAAGGCCCAAAGCCAAGAAGCCCAAGAGCCAAAGAGCCCAAAGAGCAUAGAGCCAUGA